AUGUUUAAGAUAUAUGGAUCUAUGAGAUGGCAUCUGCCAGCUGUGGUAAGCGGACAAUCCGUUUUAUUUAGGAAUAGUUCUGUUCUUCUCAAGCAAGCAAAUGUUACACGAUAUAUUGCUACAAAUCGCAGGGUUAAAACUAAAGGUGAGCUAGAGGAAGAAAAUCUUGAACGACAGAUGAAGUCGUCAGACCUUAUUGUACGUUGGGGGGCUAUUGCGCGGUCUGAGAAGUUUAAAAAGGGUAUGACUAAGUACAUGAUUGGAGCCUACCUUAUAUUCUUGCUAUAUGGCUUUCAUUUUAUGAAAAAAGUGUACUAUAAAGAUAAAGAACUAGAAAAUUUGACACAGAAGGCGAAUGCUGGUUGUAUCAAUGAAUAUGAGGCAUUAAGGCUCAAGGAAUUGAGCGGUAAACUAAGGACUAGGGAUAAGUUAAAACUUGAUGAAUACCGUAGAAUGCAAAAGGAAGAUUCAACUUUGGAGAAUUUUGAUGGAAUUUCCUUAGAAAAUAAUGACCAAAACAGAUUAAAUGAGCAUGUUUUACCCCCUCGUGACACCACUGAGUUUUUUGAUGCCAAAGCUGAAACUUACGAUCAAGAUCUUAGUUUUGAAUCAAAAAUUAUAAUGAUGGGUAGACGGCGUAAAUGGUUAACUAGACAUUGUAAAGGAGAUGUUUUGGAAGUUGCUUGCGGUACUGGACUUAACGUUGAGUAUUUGGAUCCGACGAAGAUCAAUUCUAUCACUUUUUUAGACUCAUCAGAAAAGAUGAUGGAGAUCACGAACAAGAAGUUUCGAGAAAGAUUCCCUAAUUUCAAGAAGGCUGCUUUUGUUCUUGGUAAGGCAGAGGAAUUGGUAGAUAUGGCCUCUGUAGACCCAGUUGCCAAAUCGGAUGAUGAAAAUAGUACUAAUUGUAUUGAAAAGGUAUCAAGUGGGAACGCCAGGAUACAUUAUGAUACUAUUAUUCAAUCUUUUGGAUUAUGUUCGCAUUAUGAUCCAGUCAAGGCACUACAAAAUUUUGCCACAUUGUUAAAGCCUGGUGGUAGAAUUGUGUUACUAGAACAUGGUAGGGGAACUUAUGACUUCAUCAACAAGAUUCUAGACGCUAGAGCUGUAAAACGUGUUGAAACAUGGGGUUGUAGAUGGAAUUUGGACAUUGGCGAAAUUCUAGAUGAUUCAGGAUUAGAGAUUGUGGAAGAGAAAAGAACACAUUUAGGCACAACAUGGUGCAUUGUGGCAAAGCGUAAAGGUGAAUCGAAGAGAAAGGAUGAGGUUGGAUUUGUUGAAAAGUAUCUCAGAUCUGGUGUAAGGGCCAGACUAGAUCAAUUUGCUACAGAAGAAGCAGUUGAGAAACCGAAAAAAUGA
Messenger RNA from Eremothecium cymbalariae DBVPG#7215, 1359 nucleotides. RefSeq names its product putative RNA methyltransferase (gene OMS1). The coding region runs from base 1 to 1359 and encodes 452 amino acids. The transcript has a single exon. The record is from RefSeq and is a predicted model, not a curated record. Lineage: Eukaryota; Fungi; Ascomycota; Saccharomycetes; Saccharomycetales; Saccharomycetaceae.